AUGACGGGGACUGCCUGCCUCCAGGCCUUGCUCCUGCUGCUGGGAGCCGCUGGGACAGGGACGCUGGAAUCCGCAGCCUGCGGGCAGCCCCAGGUGUCCAGUCGCAUCGUGGGGGGCCGGGACGCCCGGGAUGGACAGUGGCCGUGGCAGGCGAGCAUCCAGCACCGCGGGGCGCACGUGUGCGGGGGCUCGCUCAUCGCCCCCCAGUGGGUGCUGACAGCGGCGCACUGCUUCCUGAGGCCGACACUGCCAUCCGAGUACCGCGUGCGGCUCGGGGCGCUGCACCUGGGCCCCGCGUCUCCCCGCGGGCUCUGGGCGCAGGUGCGCAGGGUGCUGCUGCCCCCGGACCACAGCGAGGAGCGCGCCCGCGGCGACCUGGCUCUGCUGCAGCUGCGCCGGCCUGUGCCCCUCAGCGCCCGCGUGCAGCCCGUCUGCCUGCCCGAAGCCUGCCCACCCCCCGGCACGCUGUGCUGGGUCACCGGCUGGGGCAGCCUCCACCCUGGAGAGCCCCUUCCGGACUGGCGACCUCUGCAGGGAGUCAGGGUGCCCCUGCUGGACUCACGCACCUGUGACCGCCUCUACCACAUGGGCACCAACCUGCCCCGCGGGGAGCACAUAGUGCUGCCAGGGAGUGUGUGUGCCGGCUACGUCCAGGGCCACAGAGACGCCUGUCAGGGUGACUCUGGGGGACCUCUGACCUGUGUGAAGUCUGGGCGCUGGGUGCUGGUGGGUGUGGUGAGCUGGGGCAAGGGCUGUGCCCUGCCCAACCGUCCGGGCGUCUAUACUAACGUGGCCACCUACAGCCCCUGGAUUCGGGCUCACCUUAGCCUCUAG
Molecule: messenger RNA, 834 nt
Organism: Nyctereutes procyonoides (raccoon dog)
Lineage: Eukaryota; Metazoa; Chordata; Mammalia; Carnivora; Canidae
Product: serine protease 33-like
Exons: 6
Coding region: 1-834 (277 amino acids)
Biological process (GO): proteolysis
Molecular function (GO): serine-type endopeptidase activity
Source: RefSeq, a predicted model, not a curated record